This is a messenger RNA of Columba livia (rock pigeon), 3772 nucleotides long. RefSeq names its product phosphoinositide interacting regulator of transient receptor potential channels (gene PIRT). Gene Ontology annotation, cellular component: plasma membrane. Lineage: Eukaryota; Metazoa; Chordata; Aves; Columbiformes; Columbidae. The record is from RefSeq and is a predicted model, not a curated record. Gene Ontology annotation, molecular function: transmembrane transporter binding; phosphatidylinositol bisphosphate binding. The transcript is spliced from 3 exons. The coding region runs from base 364 to 789 and encodes 141 amino acids. Gene Ontology annotation, biological process: positive regulation of cation channel activity; phosphatidylinositol-mediated signaling.
AUACGCUCCAUUGUUUAUUAGACUCUUAACAGAGCUCAGUAGGCAACAUCCAGAGGAGUGUGGGGCUCGGGGUGAGCCUGGCUUAGGAGAGCAAGACCUGCAGCUUGUCCCACAGCCGGUGGGGUGGGCAGCUAUCCCUCACCAUUCACCACCAGAGCCCGCUCAGCCGGAAGGAUUCAGUCCUUUUCAGGCUGACACACAGCUACAAAAGGCUGGAUACGCUGAGCUGCUCCUCUUGUGCCCACAGGAGCUGGUGACUGGGUUCCUCCAUGGCAUGCUCAGGGGAUGCCUAGUGCAAACGGCCACCUCACCUCUGCAGCGAGACACCACCACCAGUGACAGCUGGGACAACUGAGGCACAGCAUGGUCUCGUCCUCAGAUCCCGUAACCAUGGAAAUUCCCCCCAAGAGCCCUGAUGGGAGUGAGAAGUCUCCUCAGUCCAAGGAGCUGCUGACCAGUAACACGGCCAGCACCCUCUGCAUCAGCUCCCGGAGUGAGUCUGUCUGGACCAGCGCAUCCAGAAGCAAGUGGGACAUAUACCACAAGCCCUUCAUUGUUGUGUCUGUUGGGGCAGCCAUCUUCCUCAUUGGGACGGUCAUCACCAGCCUGUCUUGCUUCCUAAUUGAGAACAAAAACGUUUACAAAAUGUGUGGCCCAGCUUUCCUGUCCUUGGGACUGAUGCUUCUCGUUUGUGGCCUUGUGUGGAUCCCCAUCAUCCGGAAGAAGCAGAAACUGAGACAAAAGUCACAGUUUCUGCAAAGCCUCAAGUCCUUCUUCUUUAAUCGCUGAAGGCAGCCCAGGACCUUCCCAGGAAAGCUCUGCACCCUUCUACCCACCUCUGUCGGUUAGCCAUAAAAAGAAACACAUUCUUGUACUAUCCUAGAGGAUUUCAUCCCAGUAAGUCUCUUCCCUACAGGUGAAAUGCACUGUACUAGUCUCUGGUGUGAAAAUGAACUUUGUAUUUCAUUCCAAGUAAUUCCAGAAAAAGAGAGAGCAAGAUUUUGCAGCUCAGUCCAGCAAGGCAGGUCCAAGCUCACUGCAUCUCCCUUUUGUCCGAUGAGCAACACAGUAUCACAUACCAGGAAAAGCAAAGCUCCUAAGUAGCUCCACCAGUAGCUUCUGCAAGAUAUGUCAGCAGAGAGGAGCCAGCUGACUACAAAGGGUGGAUAAAGGGUGAACAUUGCUGACUGCAAACCGCAGCUCACAUGUAGAAACUGGGAGGCCAGAGGUGGUUUGCCAAGGGUCGGUGGAGAGGAGAAGCAGGAUAACAUAGUUCCAGGGUGCUUUGUUUCACAAACAGCCACCAGAAGAGGAAUCACACAUCACCAAAGCGUAGAGGACCAGAUGUCCUCUACGUGGACAUCUGUGGUGAUGACUUUCCUGUUAUUGAGCUGUUUUGACGGCUGGCUGAGACAUGGCUGCAAACUGGAGCUCACUCCUUGCUCCAACUGGAGCACUCACAAGCAUUUUUUGUUGCUCCAAAGGGUCAAGGCAAGGAUCAGCAUCACAAGCAACAUUUUUUGGCUCCCGCUGUCAGAGGGUGUUGAAGAAAGGCUGUUCCUCCAAGCCUGCAGAGGCAAAGUCGGUUUGCAGCAUCUCUGCAUUUGCACUGAUGUCCACCAGAAACACCCGUAAACCUGAACCAUCAGCCUAUUCAUGGGACCACAACUGGACCACAAGCAAGCGAGACAGGUUUGUUAUCUCCACCACUUUGUAAUUCUGCCCUUAAUAAAUAUGUGUCCUGAGGCAAUUCACCAAGGAAGGCACGGAUCCUUUCCACAUGGUUUGGGCUUUAAUUUUAUAUUUUCAGGAGGCCUGAUUUACUUUAAAAGACAAAUUUGAAACACAACAUUUUCAGUCUGAAGAACUGAUCUCACUCUGCACAGCACAAUCUGAGUUGAUAUACACAGGCCCAUAAUGUCCAGGCUCUAAUUUUGGGUUCAGGCACUGAUGAGAGUCUGAUUUUUUGGAAGCGCUGAUCCAGCCUGGAUCCCACAGCAGUCCCUCAUCGGCCCAGUGAGACUCCCCAGCAGAGCAAGCACCCGCUGCUGGGUGAGGAUGUGGUCGAUGCUGAUCAGAAGAAGAGGAACAGAGGGGACCCCAGCGAGCUCCUCUCUGUAGUCUGCACCCCCAUGGGGAAGCCAAGGCAGCUCCUUGUUCUUCCAAGUGCUGUGGGAGGAAGAGAUGUUUGCAGGGGGUCCACUGAGAGGAUUUGCAAUGUGUUCACCCUUUGGUUUCAAACACGCAGGGUAUGAUAAACUCCAUCAGCCUCUGAUGAGAGGAAGCUCAUGUAAGCCCUCAGAUUUCUCUAACCCAGUAUCCCACAUCUACCAACAGCUCCCAAGGAAAGCCAGAGCAAACCACAAGGAAUGGGGCAUACAGACAGUGGUUCUGCUCCUGGUUUAUGUCCACCUCCCAGCAGCUCAGAGCCAAGCCAGAGGUUGCUCCAGACCACUGUCUAAUGGUCACUUGUAUGGCCAGCAUGCCCAGCUCCUCCUGUUUUGCCUACUUUUUUCAAAAUCAGUUUGUGCUUUCAGCCUCUUCAACAUCCUAGAGCCGCAAUCCCUUCAAGCCCCCUAAUUUGCCAGACAUGCUGGAAGCUCUGCAUAGCAUCAGGAGACAUGGCAAAAGCAGAGGGUAUCUGAUCCUGCUGCUCCCGGCCAGCAGGCACCCAGCUGGUCAAUUAAAAGGGAGCAUUCACUGUAGUCAAGGACCAUGAAACUGUAGCUGUGUGCACCGUGUUCGGAGCCAAGAGUUGAUUCCCUGGGGGGAAAUAUUUAACUUCCUCCAGAUCAUCUCUGGCUGAGCUCCCUUAUAUCUGAAAUUGAUGCUACAUCAGCAUGUUUGCCUGUAAAUGUGGUCCAAGAUGCCCGUGGCCCAAAACCUUCAAGUGGAAGCAUUUGUGCCACCACAGUCUGGCUGACACAAUUAACCAGGGAGCUCGGGCUCACCUUGCCACUUCUGCCAGGCUCCCACAGUGUGUGACCAAGGAUGGCCACUCCCAGGCACCUGGAGACCUCAUCCACCACUGCUGGGAGAGUUUGAGGAGGCAACUCCCAGCCUGGCAGCUGGCACAGCUGCAUUAGGAGCAUCACACAGCCCUUUGCCCCAGGCUCAGCCUGGACCUGAGUUUCAAUUCCUGGCUAGUGCAAACAUGUGUCCCUGGCCAGCUGGUACGAGACUUGUGAAUGGAGUGUGCAAGGUAUAUCAUCUGGCACCGGACCCAGUGAACCGCCAUUUAUUCCUCAGCCAUUCGUCAUGCAAUGCAAUGAUUUGCUUGCUUUUGCAGUCCUGGCUUGGCACUAGGCAGAAGUCUGUAUUGAUUUAGCUACAAUGGGCAGAGAACAUUUGCCUGAAACUCCUGCUCAGGGUGCAGCUGCAGUCAAAAGACUCAUGAGGGGGAGAUCAUGGAGUAACUGAAGAGCGUCAGCAUGUCCCAUCUGGCUCCAGCCUGCAGAUCUGGUCCCAGAUGGGUGUCCUAAAACUGCACAGUCUGGAGGAGGCAGCUGGAAAUUGUCCCAGCUGCAAACAGCUCUGCUGUGGUGAGAGACUUUUUGCUGUCCGAAGGAAUGUGAGAGCAGGACUUGAUGCACCAAAUAGCACAGAGAGAGGGAGCAGGGGUCCUGCUCUCCAUGGCUCGUGACCAAGAAUAAGGAGACAGUCAGUGAAAUGUUAAUAUGAUGUCACUGAGACCAAGAAUCUAAUGGGAUUCCAGACUGGUCAUUUAUAAUACAAAUAUUAGGUUUAAUUAAAGCAAAAAAAUCUCAAAGUA